AUGUCCCUCUCAAUUUCCGCUAUUGCAGGUAUCGUGGUUGUCGCUGUUGCUAUCAUAACCUCCAUCUUCGGGGCUGUCCUCUGGAUUAACCGACGUCACCGCCGGGGCAUCCCUACUACCAAGACCACCCCGGCUUCUUCGCCCAUUGCUUCGAAUUCUCGUAUGCCGAGGUCCCGAUUGACCGGUGGUCAUAGAAAGCGCGCGCAAGACACGCAUGGCCGAUACCCAAGUCUGGAGAAUGGACCGGGACCAACCAUUGUCAAGAAGAUACGGAAACCCACAAGUCUCCAUUCGCGGGGCUUCCAUAAGAGUGAUUCCUCUGCUUGCGAUGCGCCAGAUACACCCAACAAACUUACUUUGAGUUCUCUCACGACUGUGGAAGAGCCUGCUAGAACAGCUACCAAAGACACGGCCACGGAAGUAAUGUCAAUAGCCGCUACCGAUUCGACAGGUCCAACAGCGUUGAAUACCGAACAAUUAAACAGGCCAAGCAGCUUACAUCAGGCGGUAUUAGAUAUCUGUGGACAGGGUACUGAGAUUGGAGGUGAACACACUCGCGUUGACAGCGGAAGAGCCAUCAAGGCUGAGGACCGAAGCAGCGGUACAGGGACUGAGGUGCAUGUUCGACCCAAGGGCUAUACUGGAUCAUGGCCUUGA
Exserohilum turcica Et28A is the source of this 657-nucleotide messenger RNA. RefSeq lists its product as uncharacterized. Bases 1 to 657 code for a protein of 218 amino acids. The record is from RefSeq and is a predicted model, not a curated record. NCBI's taxonomy places the organism in Eukaryota, Fungi, Ascomycota, Dothideomycetes, Pleosporales, Pleosporaceae. The transcript has a single exon.